Pyricularia oryzae 70-15 is the source of this 1139-nucleotide messenger RNA. RefSeq lists its product as uncharacterized. The transcript is spliced from 3 exons. The coding region runs from base 792 to 1139 and encodes 115 amino acids. NCBI's taxonomy places the organism in Eukaryota, Fungi, Ascomycota, Sordariomycetes, Magnaporthales, Pyriculariaceae. The record is from RefSeq and is a predicted model, not a curated record.
GAACUCGCUCUGGACGAUGCGAAAAUCCACCUUUUGGCGCUCGAGAAUCCUGGCCAAACUCGACGGGGCGGCGUCAUAAUACGCGAGCAGCAUAUUCACCACAAGCCUCCACAAGGUGGGAAUGUUGGAGUUCCACAUCACCGCGACUUCACCGCAGCUUCGGGCUGUCAUCGAGGGCAGACGGGUAGUAGCCGCGCAAGCACGUCGCCCACGUGCCCCGUCGGCUCUCCAGGAUGCCUCGGUGGCGUGAUUGAAAGCACUCUAGACUGGCCAGAAGCGAGGGCUGGGAUUUGCAAGAGUGUUUGAACAUUUGGAGCCGGGGUCGUGAUUACGCAAAGGUUUGCAGCACAGUCGAAAGCAAGAAUGAGCGCCAGAGACCGACACAAGCCUCGGCAAGCACCAUUCUGAGACAGCGAGGUGCCAAAAACCAUGUGAAACAAGUCCCUCAAAUCCAUAGCCGCGUUCCCUUCUCCAUUGUGUGCUUCAAUGAUAUCCGCCCCGAUCCGGAAAGGAAACAGAGAGAGACGGGUUCAGCGAGUUCUCAAGACUUACAGCUCUGGGUGGAGUUGGCCGGCUAAAAGUCUUCAAGGUAGAUAGAUAUAGGGGCUAGCAUUGUCGCUAUCUGUCCAUGUACAUGUUGUAAGUACUCGGCCUUUUGGCUGGAUGCGCAGAAUGUUAAAAAGGGGGCUUAAGGAUACUCAUUCAAGUGACGAUAAACUUGUGGAUAAUAGCAUUCUCCAUCUUCUUUUCUCCACUCGGAGACCUAGUACAGCCCCAAAUCUUAUUCCAUAAUGGAGACGCCUCUUCUUCGUGUCGUUCGACAUCCUUCCUUAGAUGCUCCGUCUUCGAUGCAAGACCUGUCCAUGUUCUUCUCCAUCUGGACAGAAAAAGUUAAAUAUCGUUGGGAUCUAUUACAUAUCACCAAGCCCUGUUCUGCUCCCUUAUUUCUGGACAAGGAACCCGUGGCAGCAUCCUCCGAAACCAAGGCGACGGUCCAUGUCCAGAAAUAUCAGAUGAGCCGGCCCGGCAUGCUCUCCUGGAAACGUUGCCGUGGCUUCCGCCAUCCGGAACCCUGUGCCCACCGGAGAAAAUGUCCCCGCGGCUCCAGCUCACCGGCCUCCCGUCCCGGGCAUUCCUGA